AAACUCAUUAAAAUUUAGUUGAAGUACUGCUAACCGGAAAUCGCGUCGUUCUCUGUCUUUUGUGCUCAGCACAUGCAACGUGUGCUUCUACUGGUUCAGCGCUGAUCAGUUUUGUUGUGAAAAAAAUUGAUCAUCUCGACCAGAAAAAGAUUUAAAUAAUGGCAAGUACAAAAACCGACAACCCUGAGAAACCAGGACAGGAGGUACCUCCUAUUCACAGGAUUAGAAUUACACUUACUUCACGAAAUGUUCGUUCUCUUGAGAAAGUUUGCUCUGAAUUGAUCAAUGGAGCAAACAAACAGAAACUUAAAGUGAAGGGGCCAGUUCGUAUGCCUACGAAGAUUCUUAGGAUAACUACACGUAAAACACCUUGCGGAGAAGGUUCAAAAACUUGGGAUCGUUUCCAGAUGCGUAUUCAUAAAAGAGUCAUUGACUUAUACUCACCAUCAGAGAUUGUAAAACAAAUUACAAGCAUUUCCAUUGAACCUGGUGUUGAAGUGGAAGUCACAAUCGCUAAUGAAUAAGACAGUAAAAAAAAAAUGUACAAAGUUUUAAUAAAAACUUGAAAAUACUAAAA
This is a messenger RNA of Nomia melanderi (Alkali bee), 577 nucleotides long. It is a transcript of the gene RpS20, whose product is annotated as ribosomal protein S20. Gene Ontology annotation, cellular component: small ribosomal subunit; ribosome. NCBI's taxonomy places the organism in Eukaryota, Metazoa, Arthropoda, Insecta, Hymenoptera, Halictidae. The record is from RefSeq and is a predicted model, not a curated record. Gene Ontology annotation, molecular function: structural constituent of ribosome. Gene Ontology annotation, biological process: translation.